GCCAGCUUUCUGGGUUAGGCUGUGACUCAAAGGGAGAGUGUGAUGUUGGCUUGCAGCCCGCGGUGCCCGUGUGAAGGGAUUCUCUUUCCUUCUCAGCGGCCACGCUGAUAAAUAGGAGACACGGUGUUUCUCCCUUUGGGGAGAAUUGGGGCAGUGUCACUUAGAACCCAUUCUGUCCCUUAGAGAACGCUCGCCCCCCCCUCCCCCUCCCGUGCCCUUUGACGUCGGCCGGUGCUUGCUGCCGGGGGCUCGCCGCUCUCAGCCCGGGCCGCUGGCCACCGCGUCCACCCCCGUGCCCACCCUGUGUCCAGCCGGCCUGGACAGUUGCCAUCCCACAAACACAUCGGCGUGCCCUUCUGGCCUCCAGCUCUUUGUCUUUGCCGUGUCCCUCCCUCGCCCAGCUAGAGCGAGCCUUUGGUCCCGCUGGCCGCGGCACAUGGGGCUGAGCCCUACUUUGGCCCGUGGACCCCGUAUCGUAGAGGGAUGUCGUGCCAGGGCCUCUCCGCGGCAGCGUCCCCAAGGAGAUGCACUGCCGGGGCACGGAUGGGACUCGUUACCCCUGCGGCCCCGGUGCCCCGUCCAGCAGGUAGAAGGGCUCCCGUCACCCGAGUCUACCUGGAACCCAGCCUCCCAUUACUCCUGUGAUUUGCAACCACGGCUCAGGGCUGGAGGGAUACUGGGCACUGCUCUAGGUUAGGUCAGGAUUUUAAAAACGUGCAUCUCGUUGGUUCUGUAAGCCCAGGAUAUGUAAAGCAGCUGUACCUAUCGUGGGCCUGCUCCAGGAGAGACCAUGCUGGUUGCCUCGCGAUGGCUCGUGGUGGGGUUAGACCCUGGCUCUGUUUCUUGGCCCUGUGAGCCCCACACAAAUCCCUUAACUGCUCGGAGCCUCCGUUUCCUCACGUGGAAAUUGUACCGUCGUGAGGAUUCUGUGAGCUACGUGACGUGCCAGUGCGGCAUUCGUUUUUAGCUUAUUAACAUCAGGGCUCCAUGGGUUUCUCUUUUCUUUUUUUUUUUUUUUUCUGAAGUGCUUUUAAGACCGAACAGGAACGAGUUUGCUCGUCAUCUGUGGGUGGAGGCACUCUCACCUUCAGCCAGGGCCUAAUUUUGGCCAAGAGCCUCGUCUCGUUCUGCUUAGAGAAUGGUGCUAUUCAGAGCCAAAGGAUACGGGACUUACUUCUCUGGGUAGCAUUCUCUCUCUGCAGAUGGUGUGAACACUAAUGACUUACUAUGUACGUAUUCACAAGUGGGUGAUUUAUGGUUAACACCAGACCCGUAACUUUUCAUUUCCUGACGGAUGCUGAUGUAUCAGAAGCGUCAUUUGUAGUGGCCUGUAAGAUGCAAGAGGUGUAAAAAAACCGAAGUUGAGGCCCGUUUCUGUCUGCGAGCUGUUCGUGUACUUCUGGAGCUGCCUGGCCCCACGGGGCAUGGCCGAGGGGCCGCCCCGUGCGCUCGGCUGUGUGUGUGGGGGGCUCUUUGUGUGUGCAUCUCCGCAGUGGGCAGGCCAUGGCGAGGAUCCCAUCUCAUAACGAGGACACUCAGGCCCAGAGAGGUUAAGUGCCUUCUCCGAGGGUUCAUAGCUCCGAAGUCACAACAGGCCUUGGAACUCAGGGCAUGGUCUAGCGGCCCAGACAAGGACGUGGAACCAGCCCCCGGAGUUUCUGGUCCCGGCCGUCUCCCCCUCCGCUUGGCCUUGGGUGUAGCCACCGGCCACCAUGGGCAAGCAGAACAGCAAGCUGCGGCCCGAGGUGCUGCAGGACCUGCGUGAGAACACGGAGUUCACCGACCACGAGCUGCAGGAGUGGUACAAGGGCUUCCUCAAGGACUGCCCCACCGGCCACCUGACCGUGGACGAGUUCAAGAAGAUCUACGCCAACUUCUUCCCCUACGGCGACGCCUCCAAGUUCGCCGAGCACGUCUUCCGCACCUUCGACACCAACGGGGACGGCACCAUCGACUUCCGGGAGUUCAUCAUCGCGCUGAGCGUCACCUCGCGGGGCAAGCUGGAGCAGAAGCUCAAGUGGGCCUUCAGCAUGUACGACCUGGACGGCAACGGCUACAUCAGCCGCAGCGAGAUGCUGGAGAUCGUGCAGGCUAUAUACAAGAUGGUGUCCUCUGUGAUGAAAAUGCCCGAGGACGAGUCCACCCCGGAGAAACGAACGGACAAGAUCUUCCGGCAGAUGGACACCAACAAUGACGGCAAACUGUCCCUGGAAGAGUUCAUUAAAGGUGCCAAGAGCGACCCCUCCAUCGUCCGCUUGUUACAGUGUGACCCCAGCAGCGCCAGUCAGUUCUGAGGGACCCGGCGUCCGGAAGGUUGCAGAGAAACACAGGCUCUGCCUCGCCGUUUCAGCUUUGCUUGCAAAAGUGGAUGCCUCUCCUCCACCACUCCUGCUCUCCCGGCCGGGGCCCCGGGCGACACGCGGCACCUGCCCGGCCUGGCGGCUGCGCCUCCCCCCUCCCCCCGGCCUCCUCCUGCCCCGGCCCGGCCCCCAGGGCGCCGCCCGGGCAGGUGUUUACACGCGGGGCUCAUAGUUCUCGAUUCCGGGGUGCCUCCCCGCCCCGGGGAGCCCAGGGCACACGGCUGAGGACACUGAUGGGACUUCCCAAGAUGGAGACAAGGCGGGCUCAUCCAUCUCGCGAUCGCGGGUGACCAUGGGAAAGCCGGGGACAAGAACGGAGGGAGAGGAGACGGGCAAGCCCUCCCCCGUGCAUGGCUCCACCUCGCUCGUCCGUGGCCUCCGAUCAGAGCUGCUCGCACGUACGCAUACUAUGGCCUCCUUUCUUUUGAUAUAUAAAUUAUGCCCAUGGUGAGGUGCAAUGUCCCGUGUAGGUCCCGUAUUUCAUGCCUCCGUUGCCUGUGAAGCGUGGUUCCCUCGUGGCCUGUGAUCUCCCCUCCCGCCCCCCCGCCCCCGGCCCCGAACCUGGUUAUCUUGUGGUAUUUAUGCGCUCUCCAUCCGCCCGUGUCAAAGGAAAUGCAUGCGUGCCCCGUGCUGUGGAGACCCUCCCGUCCACGUAGUGAACACAGGCGUCUGUGCAAGGGCUGUCCUCCCGUUGAUUGGUCUGGCAUUUCCUGUAUUAAAAUGAUCAAAUAAACGGAA
Messenger RNA from Acinonyx jubatus (cheetah), 3098 nucleotides. RefSeq names its product hippocalcin like 1 (gene HPCAL1). Lineage: Eukaryota; Metazoa; Chordata; Mammalia; Carnivora; Felidae. Gene Ontology annotation, molecular function: calcium ion binding. The transcript has 5 exons. The record is from RefSeq and is a predicted model, not a curated record. The coding region runs from base 1713 to 2294 and encodes 193 amino acids.